Molecule: messenger RNA, 6299 nt
Organism: Cavia porcellus (domestic guinea pig)
Lineage: Eukaryota; Metazoa; Chordata; Mammalia; Rodentia; Caviidae
Gene: Rgp1
Product: RGP1 homolog, RAB6A GEF complex partner 1
Exons: 9
Coding region: 144-1319 (391 amino acids)
Biological process (GO): retrograde transport, endosome to Golgi
Cellular component (GO): Ric1-Rgp1 guanyl-nucleotide exchange factor complex; Golgi membrane
Source: RefSeq, a predicted model, not a curated record
ACCCGACCGGUCGUCCCGGAAGGGGCUCUGUGGGCGGGGCCCCGGAAGGAAGUCCCGCCCCUGCUGCGCCAGCGACGUCUGGGACGCUGCAGUGUACCUGGCUCGGUAGUGGAGGCCCUUGCAGAUCUGAUUCCGGAGCUGCCAUGAUUGAAGUGGUAGCGGAGCUGAGCCGGGGUCCGGUGUUUCUGGCGGGGGAGGCGCUGGAGUGUGUGGUGACUGUCACCAACCCUUUACUCCCUACGGCUACUUCUGCAUCUAGUGAGGCCCUGGCCUGGGCCAGUGCCCAGAUACACUGCCAGUUUCAUGCGAGUGAGAGUCGGGUAGUACUGCCUCCCCCUGACGCCAGUCAACCAGAUGUCCAGCCUGACAGCCAGACUGUCUUUCUGCCUCACCGAGGUGAAAGGGGUCAGUGUAUCCUUUCUACCCCACCAAAGAUUCUAUUUUGUGACCUGCGGCUAGACCCUGGGGAAUCAAAAUCAUACUCCUACAGUGAAGUGCUGCCCAUAGAGGGACCACCCUCCUUUCGGGGUCAGUCUGUCAAGUAUGUCUACAAACUGACCAUUGGCUGCCAGCGCGUCAACUCGCCCAUCACUUUACUCAGGGUCCCUUUGCGGGUUCUUGUGCUGACUGGCCUUCAAGACGUCCGGUUUCCCCAGGAUGAGGCUGUAGCCCCAUCCAGUCCAUUCUUAGAGGAGGAUGAAGGCGGAAAGAAGGAUUCAUGGCUAGCUGAGCUGGCUGGGGAGCGUCUCAUGGCUGCCACGUCCUGUCGCAGCCUCCAUCUGUACAAUAUCAGUGAUGGCCGAGGGAAAGUUGGGACAUUUGGCAUCUUCAAAUCUGUGUACAGACUCGGCGAGGAUGUGGUGGGGACCUUAAACUUAGGAGAAGGAACUGUAGCUUGUUUGCAGUUUUCAGUAAGCUUACAGACUGAGGAGUGUGUACAGCCUGAGUACCAGCGGCGCCGUGGGGCAGGGGGUGCCCCCUCCGUGUCUCAUGUGACUCAUGCCCGGCACCAGGAGUCCUGCCUACAUACAACCAGAACCAGCUUCUCUCUCCCCAUCCCUCUCAGCUCCACCCCAGGCUUCUGCACUGCCAUUGUGUCCUUGAAGUGGCGAUUACAUUUUGAAUUUGUAACAUCCAGAGAACCAGGAUUGGUACUGCUGCCCCCUAUGGAACAGCCUGAACCUGCCACCUGGACAGGUCCCGAGCAGGUGCCUGUAGAUACCUUCAGCUGGGACCUCCCCAUCAAGGUGCUGCCUACAAGCCCCACCCUGGCCUCAUAUGCUGCCCCAGGCCCUAGCACCAGCAGCAUAACCAUCUGACACACUGGCCUACUUGCCCAUGCUGGCACUGGAUUCUUCAGGACACUAAGAAUUCUGCACUUGGACUGUGAUAGGGCCCUCUUUUUCCACCUGGGGCCCAAUGGCAGAUGAGAAGCAGGCUUUCAGCUGUAGCAUUAAUUUAUUUAUUCAGAGUAAAUUGGCAGCUGCUAGUGGUUUCUCUGGAAGUGGCCGCAGCAGUGAGCAGUCAGCAGAUGGGUGGUCAGGUGAGUCUAGCUGGAGUGGGGAGCAGGAGCCCCAGGAACAGGGGUGUUAGCUGAGCCCCACUCUAGGUCCGGCCCUCUGCUUUUGCAGGGCAGCCGAGGAUCAGAUUUUUGCACCAAGGAAAAUUGGCAGGUUCCUGCCUCCCGACGAACCUCACACUCAGCAGGGAAGUCAAUGGGGUGCUGAGACCUGGGGAAUCAGGGAUGGGGAAAGCAUCAGCACAGAGAACCAUCACUUCUGUGGACCCCUAUUUCCUCUCCCAGCUGGCUUCUCCUAUCCUCCUUUAGUGUCCCCUGGUCCUCCAAGGCUCUUUGCUACUAUGUAGACUUGUUGUAUAGGAGGAGUUUGUCUCUUCUAGAGCCACCUCAGCCUCCGUCACCUUGUGACUUCACAGCUUCUCUCACUCUCGUGGCUGUCUGCAGGUCUGGCUAGUCUCCUGCUGCUCUCCUGUUCAUUCUUAUCUUCCAGCAGUUUAGUCACUCUCCAGUCACCCCUCAGUAACUUACCCCAGAGGCAUUCCCUCCUGCCAUUUCUGGUUACUCACGUGUCACAGCAGCCCACACCGACAGGAUGCAGACAGGUGCAGUGGAAGCAGUCUUCACGGAGCCAGGACUCACCCAGGGUGAAAUACUUGCCUUCAUAGUGACAGGGAGCUGGAGAACAGUGAGAAGCAUCAGUGGGUUGGGAGUGGUGGCAGACAAGUCUCUUCUGGCCCAGGUGGUAGGAGAUGCUGGUACAUACUAUCCCUGUAUUUAGUCUCUCCCAGUUCACAGCUGGAGAAAAUCUGGGUAUUCUGACACAGGGUCACCUCCGAGCCCUCGCUGCCCCCUGUUCUGUCCCCCAGUUCCCUUGGCUUUACAGCCUUUCCUAAGCCCUCUUUCCACUUUACCUUGAGCUUGGAAGUAACAUUUGGUGUGGACUCCUGGGCAUUGCAGGAGUAGAGACAACACCAAACAGAUGACCCCCCAGCCUCCUAGGGUACCCUUGGCCUCUGUAGCCCAGAGCAUCCUUAGCCCCAUUCCUGUGGUGCAGCCCUCUCAGACCCUUCUUAGCUUCUGCUCAGGCUACUCUGAUCUUCUCUCUUCGGUUUUUCUCUGCUUUGCCCCUUGGGUUUGUUUCUCUCCCUGCCCUCUUGCACAGGCUGAGGAUGUUUAUAAAGUGAGGACCCUGGCCCCCUGCUGAGUUGAGCUGGAAAGGCUAUAACUCUGUUUCCUGAGGUGAAGGCGUGAAAACAAGAGGUCCAGGUUUAACAAGCGGUCCAGGUUUAACAAGCUGUGAGAGCUGAUUCAUGCCCCCAGCACAGCUUUAGGGAGGGUGGUGGCCAUGGAGGGGGCACUGAACUGGGCACAUCCCCAGCAAGGAGGUGGGAGGAUGUAGGCCCCAGGUGGUCACCAGAUCUCUUCCCCCACCUGGAGAGAAAGCCUUCUGCCAUCUUCCUUCCCCCCACUACCACCACAAGUGUUGUGUUGGGAUCCCUGCCUUGACUUGAGGGAGGCACUUCCUGGGGAUGGCUGAUCCUGUGCCCCAGCCAAACUAGAGCUGCGGUAGGGUACAGUAGCCAGUGGUUCCGGGAGAGAGCAUGCACCUGGAGUGCAGUGUUACCCUAGGAUCCUGGCAGGGUUUGCCUCUUGGAUCUGAGAAGCAGGAUGGGGAGGGCUUUCUCUCUCUCUCGCUCUUUUUUUUUUUUUUCUGUUAUCCCGGAAAUCAAUUAUCCAUUGUUUUGUCACUUUCAGACAUUAAAUGGAUAUCAGAUUAUCCUAGGCUUGGGAUGUUUCUGUUCUUUCAAAGAGGAACAUUGCCUUGAAGCCCCCAAAGAGUAUCAAUCACCAGUUUCACAGGAAUCAGUCAUGAGUUUCCUCAUGAUGGGAUUUAGAAAUUAUCCUCCUUUGAGCUUCCUGCAGGUUUUGCAGUACCUACGAUAGUGAUGGAGAGCAGAGGGUAGAGUCAGGCUCCUGGGGUUCUGUCUGACUCUACUUCCUAGCUGUGUGACCUCGGGGAAGUUACUUCCUUUUUCAGCCUAUUUCCUUAUCUAUAAGUUGGGAACAAAAAUGCCAACUUAGAGUUGUUUUGAGGUACUGCUCUGAGUGCCAUCUGUGUGGCACACAGGCCCCUCAGAUGAUAGCUACAAAGAGGGUGUUUCUUUGGACGAUACCAAGCAGUUUUGUAUACACAGCUGAGGGUUUCUACUGGGGACUUCUGGCUGACUUUGUCUCUUUUGUGCUCACCUCCCUGAUAAACCCACCACCUUCUUCAGAAACAGGUGCCCUCAGGAGCAUUUUAUUUUUGGUCCUUACAUUCUUGAACUCUGGAUUUGGUUUGAGAAAUGACGUUGCUGAUUGUCUCAUCUUUUUUUUGUCUUUGUUUGUUUUUUGAGACAAGGUCUCACUAGCUAUUCCAGGCUGGCCUUGAACUUGCAGUGAUUCUCCUGCCUCAGCCUCUGGUUCUGGGAUUAUAAGCAUGCGCCACUAUGCCUGUCUUCUUAUCUUUUUUACAGCCACUUUUAGGACUGCUCCUUUUUCUCAUUAGAAUUCCGACCCUUUUCUUCCCAUCCCCACUCACAUGAAUUCCCAACUUCUUUGUCUCUGUCUCUGUCUCUGUCUCUGUCUCUGUCUCUGUCUCUCUUCUAUCUCUCUCUUUCUCUCUCUCUCUCUGUCUUUAAAUAGUACUGGGAUUUGAACACAGCAGUCACACCUAUACCCUUUUUAUUUUAAUCAGGUAUUUUUUAUUUUUUAGUUUUUUCACCCUUUUUAUUUUGAGACAGUCUCACUAAGUUGUCCGAGCAGGGCUCAAACUAGUAGUUCUCCUGCGUCAGCCUCUGAGAGUGCUGGGAUUACAGCCAUGCACCAUCAUGCCUGCUCAGUUCUUCCAUUUGAGCCCUCUAAUGUUGGCCAUAAUUUUGGUGCUACAGGCCCUAACCAAUUGGAUUUAUUUCACUUUUCUGCACCUCAGAGGGCCAUGUUCCAGCUAUUCCCUUCUCACCUCCAGGAAGAAUCACUUUGGCAUUUAAUCUCUUUUUUUCCUUAAGUUCCUACUCAUUUACUGCAAGACUCACUUGGUCACCUGGUCUAUCAGAUGCAACUACUUCUGAAAGACUUCUGCUAAAGUCGCCUCUUCCUUCAGAAUUGACUGUCCUUCCUUCAGAAUUGACAGACUUUUUCAGUGUCCUCUUCUAAGAUAGCCUUCCCUUUCCCAGGAGUGUCAAGAGCAAAAGGAAACUACAUUUGUAUCAGGGUGGGGUGAGGCAGGCUGGUGUUGGGAGGCACUACAUUGGACUGCUCAGUUGGCUGGAGCAGGAGGAUUAGAAGGCCUGUAUAGCACAGAGAGAUGGGGAAGACUGGUCAGUGGUCAGUAGCUGGGGAGCUGCCUUUGGGCAGGGCCAGAGGUGGGGGCUGGGGAAUGCCUUCUGCAAUUCCAGGAUGGACCCCAAUAGGAAGCAGGAGAGAAUGGAGGCAUUGGUGAUACCAGGUGAGGGGGAGCCCUUUGGGUAUUGGUACCUGUGGGGUAAGGCAGGAGAAGUGAAGGUUAGCCACCUGCCAGGGUGAUGAUGACUUGGGCAUUGGGCGGGGGUGCUUCAGGAAAGGCAGAAGCUGAAACGGGCAAGGAUUCCACUCAUCCUUGGGGGUUGAGGAUUUGAGCUCCUAACGGAGCGUGUGUAUAUGGGCUGUCGGUGCUUGGGCUUAGGCCAGGAGUCCCGGGGGAGCGGCUGUUUGGGACUCUGGUGGCAGGGUGGGAGGAGUGGUUGGUGCGCGCGGCUCCGGGACAAGGAAAACAUCCGCCGGAGGCCCUGCUGGGCUGUGCUCCAGCAGCAGCGGGCAGGUGUGCGGGGAAAGGAAGUGAGCCAAUUCCGGUCCCCUAGGCUGGUGGCUGCCCUCCCCCUCCGGUGAGUCACCUUGACCCUUGCCCGCACUGGGAGGUAGAGAGCAGCCACCUGAGGGGGUCCCAGGAAACGAAUUAUGGGAGAGGGGUCACUGAGGGGCCUUUGCCUUGGUGUGCCAAAAGCACGCUGAAGAGUGUCGUUGAAUGCAGGCGGGUUGGGGGAAAAGCCACUGGGAGAAUCUCCAGGGCAGGAGGAUGGAGUAAAGGGAAAGGGGUCUGUGGACAUGAGGUGGGAGGAGGCCCAGAAAGGAAAGUAGGGUGCUGUUGGCAGAGUAACAGGAAGGAAUGAGGCCAGGUUGGGCUUUGGAGAACAGGAGAGAGUCCAUCAGGUAGGCAAUUGGCCAUUUGCAUCAUGAGGUUUGUCCAGAGGUCUGGGGACAACAAGGGUAGGUUUUAGGGAGCAGUGGGAGUCGGCUGUUUGGGUACAGCUGUGGUUAGGGCAUUGGAGGUUUUCAGGGUGUGGAUAAAGGACUCUCAUUUGGUCUUGAAGGUAGCAUGGAGCAGUGGUAUGUGGCUUAAAAGCCAGGAAUCGCAGCACACUGAGGCCAGAGGAUGCAAAGCACAGCAGAGGGAACGACUUAGGGAGACCCUGUCACCAAAUCUACAAAGGGCCCGGGAGCGACAGCGAGUAGGAUGGGGGGUCUGGGGAUACAGCUCAGCAGUAGAGCUCUCCUGGGUUGAAUCCCCAGUACUCCCCACCCAGCAGGGUUAUUAAUGGAGUAUUCCUGUCCACUAGCUUUUGCCCCCAUUCCCCACCCCCAAAAACACUGAUGUGCUCAUUUUUAUGGUCAUUUAAAACUGCAUGGUUCCAGCCAUCAUGAUUUAAGUAAUUUUGUCAGAUUUUAAAGAGCUAAGUGGAAAUAAAAUUUGAAAAGUCAAAAA